Molecule: messenger RNA, 1748 nt
Organism: Arabidopsis lyrata subsp. lyrata
Lineage: Eukaryota; Viridiplantae; Streptophyta; Magnoliopsida; Brassicales; Brassicaceae
Product: myb-related protein 306
Exons: 3
Coding region: 444-1442 (332 amino acids)
Biological process (GO): response to auxin
Source: RefSeq, a predicted model, not a curated record
AGAGAGAGAGAGAGGAGGCUGACUUGAAGAGCUAGAGAGUAAAUGCAUUUGGCUGUCCAUGUUGACUCUUUGAUUGCAAAACCCCACUCUUCAUUAUUGUUACUUUUAACUCUAUUAUUAUUGCUACUAAUUCACUCUUCAGCUUAAAUCUCUCUCUCCCUCUCUCUCUCUCGCUUUAUAAAUACACAAGCUCUCUCUCCACAUCUUCAGACAAAACCACCUACCAUUUGUACCUCUUUGUCUUAAGUACUCUUAACCCUACAAUUUCCUAAGCUCUCAAGCCAAAAAAAAAGAUUUAACUUUUUCUUCAUCUAUAUAUAUAUAUAUAUAUAUAUAUAUAUAUAUAUAUCCGAUCAUCAUCAAAGCCCUUCUCUCUGCUCAUACCACAAACCGUUCCAUUCUUCCCCUAAUUACAAAGUGAUAUAUACAUAGAGAAGAUUGAGAUGGGAAGACCACCAUGCUGUGACAAGAUUGGAGUGAAGAAAGGGCCAUGGACACCAGAGGAAGAUAUCAUCUUGGUUUCUUACAUCCAAGAACAUGGUCCUGGAAACUGGAGAUCUGUGCCUACUCAUACAGGUUUAAGGAGAUGUAGCAAAAGCUGUAGAUUGAGGUGGACUAAUUAUCUUCGACCUGGGAUUAAGCGUGGAAAUUUCACCGAGCAUGAAGAGAAGAUGAUUCUCCAUCUUCAAGCUCUUUUGGGAAACAGGUGGGCAGCUAUAGCAUCAUACCUUCCAGAAAGGACAGACAAUGAUAUAAAGAACUAUUGGAACACUCAUUUGAAGAAAAAGCUCAAGAAGAUGAAUGAUUCUUGUGAUAGUACUAUCAACAAUGGCCUUGAUGAUAAAGACUUCUCUUCAUCAAACAAAAACACUACUUCACAUCAAAGCAACAACUCCAGCAAAGGUCAAUGGGAGAGAAGGCUUCAGACAGAUAUCAACAUGGCUAAACAAGCUCUUUGUGAUGCCUUGUCUCUUGACAAACCACAAAACCCAUCUAAUUUCUCUAUUACCGAUCUUGGUUAUGGUCCAUCAUCUUCUUCUUCCUCUACCACCACCACCACCACCACAAGAAACAUUAAUCCAUACCCAUCUGGCGUCUAUGCUUCAAGCGCAGAGAACAUCGCUCGUUUGCUUCAGAAUUUUAUGAAAGACACACCAAAGACCUCGGUGCCCUCGCCGGUUGCAGCCACCGGGAUGGCUAUCACCACGGCAGCUUCCAGCCCUAGCACAACCGAAGGAGACGGAGAAGGAAUUGACCAUUCUUUAUUCAGCUUCAACUCCAUGGAUGAAGCUGAAGAGAAGCCAAAACUAAUAGACAAUGACAUUAAUGGUCUAAUUACACAAGGCUCUCUUUCUUUGUUCGAGAAAUGGCUCUUUGAUGAGCAAAGCCACGAUAUGAUCAUUAAUAACAUGUCACUAGAGGGUCAAGAAGUGUUGUUCUAGAAACCAAAAAAGUUUGACGAUUGGUUGAGGAACGACGAGGCUUAGUUAUAAACAAUUUGUAUAAUUAAGUACUCUUUAGUUUUGUUUGAAUCCUUAUCAUGAUAGUAUGGCAGUAAUUAGGGAGGAGUAGUAUAUUUAACACAUUUUUCUUUUUUUUCUUUUUUUUUUUUUUUUUUUUGUGUGUGGAGAUGUUAUUUUUUGGGUUAUCUUUGUCGACGUGGAGAUGAUAUCUUCUAGAAAUGUUGUAGAAACUCAAAAGUGUACAUCAUCUUUAUUAAUGUAACGUUAUUUUUAUCUUGUGGCUCA